AUGGAAGGUACGUCGGGGGCUCGCGAGCCCCGGUCCCGGCCGAGAGAGCGGGACCCAGACCGGCACCCCCGCCCGGACCGAGACCGCCAUCCCGAGCGACAGCGGGACCGACCCGGGGACCGGCGGAGGGAGAGAAACGGCGGCGAGCGGAAGGACGGGGACCGGGACAGGGGGAGGGACCGAGGCCCUCGCCAGGACAGACACCGGGUCGGGGACCUUCGCGCCGGUGGACAAAGAGUUUGGGAAAAGUCCCACCAAAGCCGGACGCGGGACGGACCCCGGAGGCCGACCUGGGACGCAGCCCCGCCCCCCUGGCCCGCGCCUUGGGAAACCCCGGAGCCACCGAUCCACAGGAAGGAGCGCUUCGCACCGGGUGGCCCGGCAAGUGAACCCACUUCAGGGAGAUACCUGCCCUCGAAUCCCAGGUCUGGACUAGAGAAAGUGGAAUACUACCAGUCAGAGGCUGAAGGACUCCUGGAAUGCCAUAAAUGCAAAUACUUGUGCACUGGAAGAGCCUGCUGCCAGAUGCUGGAGGUGCUGCUGAACUUGUUGAUCCUGGCCUGCAGCUCUGUGUCUUACAGUUCCACAGGGGGCUACACGGGCAUCACCAGCCUGGGGGGCAUUUACUACUACCAGUUCGGAGGCGCUUUCAGUGGUUUCGAGGGCGCCGACGGGGAGAAAGCACAGCAGCUGGACGUCCAGUUCUACCAGCUGAAGCUGCCCACGGUCACUGUGGCUAUGGCCUACGGCGGAGCGCUCACAGCCUUCUGCUGCCUCCUUGUCGUCCUGGGCGUCCUGCGGGUCCCGUGGCACUGCCCCCCGUGGCUGCUGAUUGAAGCCUUGUUGGACACGCUCAUCGCGGGGGCCUAUGUCCCCGCUCUGUACUUUUACUUCCGCCACCUCUCGGCUGCCUAUGCAUCCCCGGUGUGCAGAGAGAGGGAGGCGCUGUACCAGAGCAAAGGGUACAGUGGCUUCAGCUGCAGUUUCCACGGGGGAGAUAUAGGAGCUGCCAUCUUUGCUGCCCUGAGCAUCGGGCUCUUUGCUCUGGGGGCUGUGCUGGCCAUCCGGGGUUACCGGAAGGUCAGGAAGCUCAAAGAGAAGCCUGCAGAGAUGUUGGAGUUUUAG
Messenger RNA from Odobenus rosmarus divergens (Pacific walrus), 1125 nucleotides. RefSeq names its product MARVEL domain containing 3 (gene MARVELD3). Gene Ontology annotation, cellular component: membrane. The transcript has 3 exons. The coding region runs from base 1 to 1125 and encodes 374 amino acids. NCBI's taxonomy places the organism in Eukaryota, Metazoa, Chordata, Mammalia, Carnivora, Odobenidae. The record is from RefSeq and is a predicted model, not a curated record.